Molecule: messenger RNA, 2045 nt
Organism: Lonchura striata (white-rumped munia)
Lineage: Eukaryota; Metazoa; Chordata; Aves; Passeriformes; Estrildidae
Source: RefSeq, a predicted model, not a curated record
CUUUGCAAUGGGCAGGGAGGCACUCCUGCGGACCAGCCCCGGAGGGAAUGGCACAACAGCUGGCAAAUCGUGGCUGUGGCGGCAGCAGCUGGCUUCAUCCUGAGCCACGUUCAUCCUUUUGAAGCAGGGACUAUCGAUGGGUACAAAUGCACAGGGUACAGGAGCCAGGAUAAAUCCUUCUGUGUGGAGGGUGCUUUGAACCACAUUUUCACACGGAGCACAGCACCCCCGUGUUUCACACCCAUGAGCUGCCAGACACAACUGGGAAGCCAAAAAGUUUCUUUUCAAGUGCCCCAGAUCCUCGUGGAUAAAAUUAAUAGGGGUUUCCUUGAAGUUAAUUCAAGUCAUCCAGUAAGGACAAUAAAGGAGGAGCUGAGUGCAGGGCUCAGCCAAGUUUUUCCCCUGCAGAACAUCAGCUCCUGCCUUCCUCUGCUCCACCAAGGGCACCCCAGGGGCGUUUGCCACUCCAGCAUCUUCUGGAUCACCCUGAGCCCAGGGGAGGCUCCAAGCACUGAGGAAAUGUCUCAGGGACUGGCAGAUGCAGUUCUGUGUUCCCAUUUUGGCCAGGACACGGAUGAGAAUGUACAGGAAGGAUGCUCAGUGCCAAAGCAGUUUUACCUUAGGCUUUCCCUCCUGCCUCGUGCUCAGGCAAUAAUUCAAAAAAGAACUUUUUCCCCAGGGACUCUUCACGUUCUCUCCGGGCCAGUUUUUAGGAAAUGUCGGAUCACUCCCCACUCCAUGCCUGUCUUCCACGAGAUGCUGCUUGUGCUUGCAGUUCGCAGGGGCACGGAGCACAGCUGUAUCCAGAUGUUGGUGGAGAACAUUAAAACCACCGUGAAUUCCCUUCACCGGGGUGCUUCUGGCGUCAAACCCAGCAUCAGCCUGCAGGAAGCCACAAGUUUUGGAGCUGAGCUAAAUGACUUUGCUGCUUUUGAAUGGCAGCUUGGUGAAAUUCAGCAUUUCCUCUGCGUGGGGACAGACACAGAGCCCUCGGGCUCCUGCGUGGGGGUUAUCAGGACAGCUCCUGAGGAGUUAAAAAGCCAGGAGCUGGGUGUUGUCUCAGCCUCGCUGAACCUGGACCUCCUGGCCAUGCUGCUGUGCGGAAUAUCCGACUGGAGGAUGCUCUGGACGUGGGACAGGCGCUUCCUCAGGCAGUUUCCUCAGGGAGAGUUGAGGCUUUUCAAGAGUUUCUCCCUCUAUCCACCUUCCUACGUGCACGACGUCAGCUUCUGGGUUCCUGACGGGGAGGACUUUGAUGAAGUGGCUUUUCACAGCCUUGCCAGGAGGGUGUCGGGUGAAAUGGUCGUUUCCAUCCAGCUGAGGGACAAUUUCCAGCAGCCAGGGACGGGACGGAGGAGCCUGUGCUACAGGGUGACUUUCCAGUCCUGUGACAGAGCCUUGGGCUGCCGGGAGGCUGCAGAGAUGCAGCUGCGCUUUCGGGAGGAAAUCCAGCAACACCUGGGUGUGACCCUGAGGUAGAACAUCUCCCGUGCUUUGCAGGGGCUCCAGCAGCUCCUGUGCUCCUUUCUGACCUGGAAAACAUCACCUGCGUGUGUGGGACCUAACACUGUGCUGUUGCAGUGCCUGUCACAAGGGCAGGGUGGACUUGGAGCACACAUUUGAGUGUGAGAGUUCCUGUUAAUGAGGGCCAAGCGCUCCUGUUCCGUGUGCAUGUCAUGAAACCUUUUAUAAAGUGGACUCUCUCUUUCCUAGGGUCCUGUGAGAGUGGAUUCGAUCUCUUUACUGGUGCAAAUUCCUCCUGGUGUCCACCCAAACCUGUUCCCUCUCCUGUCCCUGUACCUGGGAGCAGAGCCCGACCCUGGCUGGCGCUCCUGUAGGGGCUGUGCAGAGCCACAGGGUCAGCCCUGAACCCCCUUUUCUCCAGGCUGAGCCCCUUCCCAGCUCCCUCAGCUGUCCUGGGGCUCCAUUCCCUUCCCAGCUCCGUUCCCUUCCCUGGACACGCUCCAGCCCCUCCAUAUCCCUCCUGUGCCGUGCUUCCCCCAUCUCCUGAUCAGAGCAGGAGCCAAAUAAACAACAUUUUCCAU